Molecule: messenger RNA, 2108 nt
Organism: Spea bombifrons (plains spadefoot toad)
Lineage: Eukaryota; Metazoa; Chordata; Amphibia; Anura; Pelobatidae
Gene: ILDR1
Product: immunoglobulin like domain containing receptor 1
Exons: 8
Coding region: 177-1787 (536 amino acids)
Cellular component (GO): plasma membrane
Molecular function (GO): high-density lipoprotein particle receptor activity
Source: RefSeq, a predicted model, not a curated record
GUUUUGGUGCAGAAGUUUCGCUGAGGACCUGCUGAUGCCCCAGGUGGAUGGCCGGCGACCCCUGGAAGAUAUAGAGGAUCCUCAGAGGGUUUCUGAUCACCCAGCUUGGAUUUAAACCCACCAGGAAGGAAAAGCUGCCCUCCCAGGGGGCAAAAGGAACUCACUAGGAAUUUAACAUGACCCUGCUGCCGUUUGUUUUGUGUACCUGGCUGGCCACAGGAUGCCUGUCUGCACUCAUCACCGUACAGGACACCGAGAAGCACGCGAUGCUGUUCUCCACGGUCAUCCUGAAAUGCGAUUACAGCACCUCGGCUCAGAUACAAGACGUUUUAGUCACUUGGCUUUUCAAGUCCUUCUGCAAAGACCCGAUUUUUGACUACUAUUCAGCCGAUUAUCAGGCGGGAUUACAGCUCGGUCAGGACCCUUCCAACGACUGUAAUGAUAACCAGCGGACGGUGCGUAUCGUCGUACAGAAGCAGGGGCAGAAUGAACCGAUGCUGGGCAUGGAUUACCGGCAACGCAAAAUCACCAUUCAAAACAAGGCAGACCUGGUGAUCAGUGAGGUGAUGUGGUGGGACCAUGGCGUGUAUUUCUGCAGCCUGCAAGCCCGAGGCGACACGUCGGGCGACAUGGACAAAGAAGUCAAGAUGAUUGUGCUCCAUUGGCUGACGGUCCUGUUCAUCGUUCUGGGAGGGCUGCUGCUUAUACUGCUCCUCAGUAUAUGUUGGUGCCAGUGUUGUCCUCAGUGCUGCUGCUGCUAUGUCCAGUGCCCAUGCUGCCCAACCAGGUGCUGCUGCCCAGAAAAAGCCAUUGCCCGGCACCGGUACAUGAAGCAAGCGGAGGCUCUUUUUCCUUGGGUUGUGGAUCAGCCGAUGUACGCAGGAGCGGCAAACUCCAAAAGUUCUUCUUACCAGCUCAACCCGUUGCUUCAGCAAGAUAUUUCAUUGCAGAACAGCUUGCCGGUGAUGAGGCAAGCGAGUUACCCCCCGUCCACUAACAGAGUCCUCGAUUUCUUGGAGACAGAAAUAAAAAACCUUAACACAGUACAGCCUGCUGGCAGCCAUUAUGGCGGCGGACAUCAGCAAAGUGUGCUGUCAUCGCUAGGGGACAUCGGAGUGCGGAAUGUAGAACGUAGGGUCAUCCAACUUCCUCCAAUAGAACACAUUAUCGGUUCCCAAAGAACCAGUAACUCAUCCCAACAACGGAGGAAUAUGAACUCGUGGGAUCCACUGGAAGGCGAUAGAGACAGACGGAGGAACAGAUCUCUGGAAGACAGCUAUUCCACGGAGAUGGAUUGGAGAGAGCAAGACAGACAUCGCAAUGAAAGGGCUCAUGGAUAUAGGAGGGAGACUCCGAGCGGUGGCCGUACAAGAAGGGAUCCAUCUCCUUACCGUCGACACGAUCGUGAUUAUCAUAGUGAUGAUUCCAUUUAUGACGACCGUCGUGGUCGUUCCAACGUCUCUUCGGCGAGAACCCAGAACCCUAAUAGAAGGGCUUCUCCAGAGAGAGGAGAGCAGAGGUCAGGAAGGAGCCCGGACCGCCAUUCAAGACAACAACAACGCAGAAGGAGCCUUUCUCCACCCCACCGACGAGGCUCAUGGAGCUCGGAAGAUGAGCGAGAGCAUCCCCGAGGUCGAAGGGAAAGACGAGAUUAUGAAUGGCCCGAGAAGCCACCCAGCUACAAGUCUAUUGAUGUCACCGUAGGAAAGAGUUCAGCUCACCGGCCAGGAACUGGGAGACAGUCUGAUCGGGCUAGUUCCAGGAGCGGAAGGAGUAUGGUCAUUUAACAAGAAAUGAAAGCGCAGCAUGUGGACUCCAGUUGGCCACAACCCAUUCCUAGAGUGGACUGCAAUGAUAGGAGUUGGGGGUCCACAGCAGCUGGAGGUUAAUUGAGCGAUGUUUUUACCCUUCUGGAGCUGUCGGUUAUCUUAGCCCAAAAUUGCUCAUGUUUGUGUUCAGACGGGGUAAAGCUGGCAUCUGGGCUGUCACGAGAACUCAUCAACAAAUCAAAUUUUAGUAAAAUUGGCAACACUGUCAUUUUUUGGGAGGGCUUAACAGAACAGUAAUUUUUUCCUGAUCUGAGAGAUCAUCCAACAAGCAAACAUUAU